Molecule: messenger RNA, 894 nt
Organism: Hordeum vulgare subsp. vulgare (domesticated barley)
Lineage: Eukaryota; Viridiplantae; Streptophyta; Magnoliopsida; Poales; Poaceae
Product: translation initiation factor IF-2-like
Exons: 2
Coding region: 475-858 (127 amino acids)
Source: RefSeq, a predicted model, not a curated record
GUUUUUUCGGUGUUUUAAAAUCGGUUGCCGUGCCGCACUACUUCCCUCUCAUCCCCACCUAAGCCACUCUACACGGCCCAACCAGCCCCCCAUCACCUAACCCUAAAACCCUCCGCUUCCAGACCAUCCGAUCGGGAUCGAACGGUCCGAAUUCGGGCAAAAUCCCUAAACCUAGCCCCUCUUACUAUAAAAGGAAGGCUAUCUCUUCCUAAUCUGGCCUAAUCCUAGCCUCCUCGGGAUCUGUGCCCAGCCAACCAGCUCCCCACCGCCUCCUUUCCUGUGUGCUUCCUCGCGCGGCCCUCCCGACCCAAAUCGGGGCCCGCCCGAGCCCAUCUGGGCUCGGGGCAGUCCAUCGCCGCACUUGUAGUCGUGCGAGUCAGCGCUCCCUGCCUUCCCUAGCGUGCUGCGUCUCGCGUCGGCCAGCCGCACACCGCCUCCCGGAGCCCCGCCGUCGGUGGCGAGCAGAAGGCUAGCAUGGAGGCCCCGUGCCCGAGCUCGUGCAGGUCUCCCGUCACCGGAGCUCACCUCGCCUGGAUCCGCCGUGACUGUCGGAGCUUCGCCGACCCAGCCUCGCCUUCCUUCGACCGGAUCUGGUCAACCCCGCCGGCUCCCCGUGCCUCCAUCGCCCGUGCGCCCGCAUCGGGCACUCCGCCGCCGCACGUUGUGGGAGCUCCUGCAGCUCUCGACGCAUUGACCGAGCCGCCAGCUCGUGUCGCUAGCGCUGGUGGGCCACCCCAUCAGCGGCUCCAGCCACUCGGCCUGUUUCAGCGCCAGGCGAGGCCCAGGUCUCCCCAGGCCGGCCUACCCGUCCACCUCCCCGAGCCCAUCACUAGGCCGGCCCCAGAGGCCACGAGAUGAUGGAUCCCGAGAGAUGGAGUAUCCUGCCGACGACGA